AUAGAGGCAGAGGGGAGGGAGUUUGUUCCAAGACCUGCUGAUCCUACAGGGUACAGAAGAGUAAGGGAGAGCUGGAAUAACAGAAGUGUGUCCCCACUCAUCAUCCGCAGGAGCCAAUCAGGACUUGUUACUGGAGAUGACAAGAUUUUUGCCAAACAGAAGAAAAACAGAAGAUAUUCUAGUUGAAAAGGGAACCGAAUAAUUCACUUUUCCCUCUGUCGGAUAUCUCAUGGAAGCAUUAAGUAUGGUGGCAUUCUGGACGAAAUGACAGUUCUCUAUACACAAGUCCAUCCUGCCCCUGAACACAUCUUUGUUGACAUGUCAAGGUGAUACUUAUCAUUCAGUCACAAUCUACUUUAGGGAGGGGGGUCAGGCUAGACUUACCCCCUCCCCCCCACUUUCUGCUCAUCCAGUCACAGAGACAUCAUGCAGAGACUCCCACAUUGUGGUUAAAACUAAGCUGAAAUGGUUUUACACACGAGCCCCUUUCCCAGCAGCUUCCUAUCAUUUCUCCAUUCCUUGUCCUGGGCACUGAUAUUCCCAUGUUACUGGCUGGGAGAUCGGCUCCUUGCGUCUUUUCUGCCCACCACUUAUGAGAAACGGCAACGAUCUGAUGACCCAUGCUACUUUCAAGCCCUCUGUAUCAUAAUCACCACACCCAUCUACUUGGCCCUUUUAGUUUCUUCCCUCCCUUUUGCCAUUAUUGGCUUUCUUGUGUGGUCACCUCUCCAAGCUGCCCGUCGACCAUUCAUCUAUUCACGAAUUCAGGACAAGACGCACACUAGUGGAUCAAAGCUGUUGACAGAAUGGAGAACUGCAGGAAGUGGAAGAAGCUUUUGCUUUGGAAGUGCCAAUGUCUGUCUUUUGCCAGACUCAUUGGCCAGGUUCACUAACCUCUUCAAUACUCAAGCUCGGGCAAAAGAAAUUGGAAAAAGAAUACGCAAUGGGGCAAGCAGGCCCCAAAUUAAGAUUUACAUAGAUUCUCCUACAAACACUUCAAUUAGUGCUGCCAGUUUCAGUAGCCUGGUGUCCCCACAGGGAACUGAUUCCACUCACAGGGGAGUCAAUAUCGGUAUGAAAAGAACAACAUCUAUGGAAUACAAAGGAGACAACUCUGGUGAAAACAGUAGUGAAGAGGGAAGGGAAGGGAAGAAUGGUGGGGAUAUAGGUGAAGGAGAAGAUAGCCCAUGCAUUAUUCGUAUUAGUGGGGAUGAUAGUGGACACAUCUCUGACACAGAAAAUGAUACCAUGAGUGGACAUGUAAACAUUGCAUGCCUAGCAGAGACAGAACCAGAUUUUCAAAAGAAUCCAACUCCAAAUCACAAGCAUAAAGAUGGGGAUGGUGGAAGCCUGGACAGUUGUACUGCUUCUCGCGAGCCGCUGGUGAAAUCUCGCAUGGCAGACGGAACUAUUGACCAGAGUGGAGUAAACAACAAACUUCUACACAAGGCAUCUAUCAUUAAGAAAGCUGCAGCCCGCAAGAAGAAGCACACUGAUGAUAUCAUGGACCAUGAUAUAUCUGCAUUCUUUCCAGCAAAUCUGGACUUCCUCUGCUUACAAGAAGUGUUUGACAAACGGGCAGCAGAGAAGUUGAAAGAGCAGUUGCACUAUUAUUUUGAGCAUGUGAUCUAUGAUGUUGGGGUGUACAGCUGCCAUGGCUGCUGUGGCUUUAAGUUCCUUAAUAGUGGCCUCAUGGUUGCCAGUCGAUAUCCUAUACUGGAAGCUGUCUAUCACUGUUAUCCCAAUGGAAGAGGAAUAGAUGCGCUGGCUGCAAAGGGAGCUCUAUUCCUUAAGGUGCAGGUGGGAAUCACUCCUCAGGACCAAAGAAUUGUGGGAUAUCUGUCCUGCACCCAUCUACAUGCUCUGGCUGGUGAUGCCAUGGUUCGAUGUGAGCAACUAGACUUGCUCCAGGAAUGGGCGUCUGACUUCCGCAAAUCUACCUCCUCCUCCAGUACAGCAAAUCCGGAGGAGCUGGUGGCCUUUGAUGUCAUCUGCGGGGACUUGAACUUUGACAACUGUUCAUCUGAGGACAAGCUAGAACAGCAGCACACCCUGUUUACACGCUACAAGGACCCAUGUAGACUGAGUCCUGGAGAGGAGAAGCCCUGGGCAAUAGGAACACUUCUAGAUCCUGAGGGUCUGUAUGAUGAGGAAGUCUGCACUCCAGAUAACUUGCAGAAAGUCUUGGAGAAUGAGGAGGGCAGGAAGGAAUAUUUAGUGUAUCCCACCAGCAAGAACCACUGUCCUAACCAGAAAGGGAGGAAGGUGCCUCUUAAGGGCAGUGGGCGUAGAAUUGAUUAUCUUCUGUACGCUGAGGACGGACUCAACAUGGAAUGGAAAGUGGAGGUGGAAGAAUACACUUUUAUCACACAGUUAGCCGGCUUAACAGACCACGUGCCAGUAGCAAUGCGACUGACUGUCUCUACAGGAGAAGAGGAGUCUUAAGUAAGACUGUGGACACUGCCAGUAUUAUGGGUCACAGUAUACAUGGCCCAGGGGGGUCACUCCGAGCCCCAUAGCCUGAAGGAAGGAGAUUUCUUCAGCAUCCUGACAGAGCCUUGCGGACCUCUAUAAUUAGGACUGCAUGAAAGAGGCAGCUAGAUGGAAUGUGUCAGUGGGAAGCAGAGUAGCUCCCACGGCUAGAGGUCCUCUUCAAGCAGAACGAGAGGAACUACAAAAGAACCAGUGCCAUUCUUACCAAGAUGUUUUUAUACCACUAUAUAGCACAAUUUAGUUUGUAACCGUGAAAUGCCGUUCAAUGUUUCUUUCUUUUGCAUAACCUUUGUAUAACUAUAUAUAAACGAAAAUCGGGACCAUUAUUAACCUUUUUACAUUUUAGGCUCAUGUUGUAGUUCCCGCCAGCACCACUAGCAUGCGCUAUUAUUGCAUGAGGCUCUGCAUUACAAAAAUAACUGCCAAUUUAAAGACGGAAUAUGCAUAACACCAAACAGUGCAAAUGCAGAAUCCCAUAUUGGCUAAACUUUUAUAAUGGCUUUGCAGAAUUUUCUUUACUUUUUUUUUUUUUUAAUGCUUAUAGAUUAUACACAAUAAAAUAUCACACUGCUUUUAUCUGUUUGCAGUUUUACAAUUUCAUUGACUGAUAAUUAUCUUGGGUGCCCCUACUGGCCAUUUCUAGAAUAAUAAUCUACAGACUAGGUUGUUUAAUCAGUUAAAUCUUUACAACAUUGUAAUAUUGAUCUAAGGAACACGAACAAAAGUGGCCCAUGUUAAAGGGACA
Bombina bombina (fire-bellied toad) is the source of this 3238-nucleotide messenger RNA. RefSeq names its product sphingomyelin phosphodiesterase 3 (gene SMPD3). The coding region runs from base 466 to 2445 and encodes 659 amino acids. The record is from RefSeq and is a predicted model, not a curated record. The transcript has 10 exons. Gene Ontology annotation, cellular component: cytoplasm; extracellular region. Gene Ontology annotation, molecular function: sphingomyelin phosphodiesterase activity. Lineage: Eukaryota; Metazoa; Chordata; Amphibia; Anura; Bombinatoridae. Gene Ontology annotation, biological process: sphingomyelin metabolic process.